AUCUCCUUUAUAAGAAGAACCACGAAGUUGAACUUGCUUGCUUACUGCAUUUGCGCACUUCCAGAGUCCAAAAUGACGCAGCCUGUUGUCGUAAAGAACAUGUCCUUCAAAGCGGGGCAGACCCUGACCAUCACGGGUGUGGCCAACGCUAAGGCCACCGGUUUCGCCAUCAACGUGGGGCACGAGAAGGACAUCGCCCUGCACAUGAACGCUCGCUUCGACGCCCACGGCGACCAGCGCACCGUCGUCUGCAACUCCUACCAGGGAGGGAAGUGGUGCGAGGAGGUGCGCGAUGCCAGCUUCCCCUUCCAGCAGGGGAAGGAGUUUAAGCUCCUGGUCACCUUCAACGCUAAGGAGUUCCAGGUGACCCUGUCCGACGGUAAAGUGAUUAGAUUCCCCAACCGCCUGGGCGAUUCCAAGUACCAGCACCUGAAGUUUGAGGGCGAGGCCAGGAUCCAGGGCCUGGAGGUCAAGUAGACCGGCCGCGGGGGUGGAUCCACUGCCAGUCCGGCCACCGAUCGGGCAGUUCUGCUUCCCUGGCCGGCUGCUUAUUGGCUGCCCAUGCUCCCACAGACCCGCCCGUUGUCUGCCAUAUGCAGCUUUUAACCUGUGUGCUUUUUUUUCAGGGGGGGGUGUCAGAUUUCUGAGAACAAGCUUAGGUCCGUAGUCCGUAUCUGGUCUAAUUGUUUGUCCCUAACAGCAAAUUGUCCCUUUCUUGUUUACAUUUUUGCUAACUGGGUAAGGUAGGCAUAUUUUCGGAGGUACAUGAAUAAUUUUAGCAGAAGUACACAGAGCAGCUGUCAAUCAUCAUGGCAGCAUGGGGGGGGGCUUCUCCUGUUCAGCUGGCUUCUCUGAGCUUGUGGGAGUCAUUCCAUGUUUGUUACUACACUUUUUAAAUAAAGACGCAUUUGCAUGCCACA
This is a messenger RNA of Conger conger (European conger), 920 nucleotides long. RefSeq names its product beta-galactoside-binding lectin-like. Gene Ontology annotation, molecular function: carbohydrate binding; laminin binding; galactoside binding. The transcript has 4 exons. Bases 73 to 477 code for a protein of 134 amino acids. NCBI's taxonomy places the organism in Eukaryota, Metazoa, Chordata, Actinopteri, Anguilliformes, Congridae. The record is from RefSeq and is a predicted model, not a curated record.